This is a messenger RNA of Brassica napus (rape), 2324 nucleotides long. Its product is annotated as probable E3 ubiquitin-protein ligase XERICO. NCBI's taxonomy places the organism in Eukaryota, Viridiplantae, Streptophyta, Magnoliopsida, Brassicales, Brassicaceae. The transcript has a single exon. The coding region runs from base 880 to 1551 and encodes 223 amino acids. The record is from RefSeq and is a predicted model, not a curated record.
UUUUUAUUCCCUCCGAAAAAGACUACAACACUUUCAUACAGUUUCCGACUUUUUUCACAAGAAUCUCAUGUAUUAAGCUUUGAUUUAAAGAAAAUUCUGAGUUUUCUAAUAAAUGCCAACUUGCAUUUUUUUAACAGAUUCAACAAUUUACAAACCAUAAUCAUAUAGUUCAGUACAUUUUUUUUAUUAGUUAGUAUAAUAUAUUUAAUCAUUUAAUAUAGCUAAAGAUUUCCCAAAAAAUAUAUUUUCUAAAUAAUUAGUUAAUCAAAAUUGCUUAUAUAUUUUAAUUGCUAAUUUUGUCUGAUAACUAAAAAUUUAUGUACAUAAAUUAUUUUUAUAUGUAUGGGAGAUAAUAUAUAUAUAUAUAUAUAUGUGAAUAUCUUUAGUUAAUUUAAUAUAUCUUAUUAGCUUUUUAUUUAAUAUUAUUUAUAUUAUUUUUAAAUAAUAUUGUUACAAUUUAUACAUCAAAAUUGUUACCAGUUAAUUAUAUUACUAAAAUAGUAACUCAUUUUUUAUAUCAAACGAGAAUUCACAACUUUUACCCCAUAGUUUUUACUGCAAGUUACAUCAAAUCAUAUUUUUUAAUUGUAAAUCAACUCAAAUACUACAUGUGUCACCAAUCGGAGACAUAAUCUUUAAGCCUGAAAAAGGAAAUUCUAUAUAACAAGAAAAAGGAAAUAAAACAGUAAAAAGGAAAAUGUUAGACUUGUAUCAGUAAAAAUGGAAAUUGAUGUGAUCCCACUCUUAAUCCAUCUACUAUAAAUACAAACUCGACCCUAAUUAAACCGAACAUCAUCCAUUCAUCUUAUUUCUUUUACGUAACACGUAGAAAAAUUAGGUCAAAUUCCUGUUCAAUAGUUUUCUUUGAGUAAACUAGUCAUGAGAGCCAGUUUCUACCACGAAGUCUUUGGUGAUUCUCAACCGGAAGAUGCUGGCACGAUCACAGUCACUGCCACAAUCCUUGGCGACGAUGAUGACUUUGACACGUCAUUCACGACAAGCUCGCUUCCCAUACAAGACUUCUUCGGUUUAGAUGGUCAGAACGAAAACUACGUGUGUCAAAUCAUACGAGAAUUGAUGUGUUUCCUUCUGGAAGCAGAUAUCGACGCGGACACUAUUAGAGAUACGAUGAUGAAACUACUUGGCUACGUUCUUAUUGUAACUUGUUUCAGUAGUAGUGGGUACUCUCCUGGAUGUGAUUUAUCGGUUGAGUUGGAUCUCUCUCCUUAUUAUCUCCAUGAUGAUGAUGACUCCCAGUCACAGAUUGAAGAAGCCGCUCAAGUCUUGUUCGAUGAGAUCACUAAUAACACCCGGUUUAGACCCGCUAGCAAGCUCGCGGUCAAAUCCCUAAUCAGGAAAAUUUACAAGAAGAAGAAUAGCGCCUUGGAAGAGUGCACGAUUUGUUUGGAAGAGUUUAAGAAUGGAGGAACAGUUGUGCCUUUGCCUUGUGGACACGAGUUUGACGAGGAGUGUAUCGUCAAGUGGCUUGAGACAAGUCAUGUUUGUCCAUUGUGUCGUUUGGAGUUUCCAUGUGAAGAUCAAAUGAACUAAUUAAGUGCUCGAUGGAUUAAACAAUUAGUACGAGAGGGUAGAUUUGGCUUAUGAGAGUUACUUGUUGUGAUGAAGCUCUGUUUAGUAAUUUAAAAAAAACAAUUCGAUCCAUUUGUUUUGCUACUUUAGAGUAUGUUCUUUUGUACAAUAAUUGUUUUAUUAUAUUGAUUGUUCUUACAAACUAUCCAGCAACCCUAUAUACAGAAAAUGCCUAAAAUUAUCGAGAGUAUUGACAGUGGAUGUAAUUUAAUAAAAUAACAUCAAAAAGAGUAAAAAAAGAAUGGAGAUGAAUUUUAUUUUGAAAAAAAAAAUCUCACAAUACAAAGUUUUGUUCAUGUCUAUAUAAAAUUUAUUCAAAUCAUAUACAUAUUUAUUGAUUUAUGGUUUUAAUGAAACAUAUAUUUAUAUAAAUGUUUUCUAAAUAUUAAUAUUUACAUUUGACAUUAUCAAUGGUUCAAAAUAGUAAUUUCAACUAUUUUGAAUAAUUUUGUUUGAGAAACUAUGGAAAAGUACACAAUUUUAUGAUUAGGAAGAUUCCAAAAACAAAAUUGAAUAAAUUUAGUUAUUUUAUUAAUUUUUAUAAAUUUAAAUGAGUAAUUUGUUUACUCUAUCUGAAAACUUUUCUUUCCCAUAUUUUUAUUUUCUCUUGAAUAAAUAAAUAUUUUCAAAUAUAUAAUCUAAAAUAAAUAAUAAUAAAACAUAAAUUUGAAAUUAAACUAGACCCUGACCCGCGCAGGCGCGCGGGUAUAAAUUAUCGGUUUUUGGUUAUUUAU